Molecule: messenger RNA, 609 nt
Organism: Frankliniella occidentalis (western flower thrips)
Lineage: Eukaryota; Metazoa; Arthropoda; Insecta; Thysanoptera; Thripidae
Product: serine protease inhibitor dipetalogastin-like
Exons: 3
Coding region: 133-390 (85 amino acids)
Molecular function (GO): protein binding
Source: RefSeq, a predicted model, not a curated record
GAGGGGCUCCCUUCCAGAAGGCACUCAGUCGAUGCCUACCGGUGUCCGAGACCAGAUCGCCGUGCUCUUUUGCCGUGGCUGAAGCCGCUUUGACCGCCGUCCCUCCCGUUGUUUAUCAAGUUGGAGACCAGAAUGGCUUCCCGAUACCUGCUGCUGGCCGUGUGCUUGGCGUCCGCCGUGUGCUGGUGCCUGUCCGCGCCCGCCCCCGCGCCCAGGGCCGCCCCCCUGCUCGACGUGACCAGCGCGUGUCGCUGCACCCGCGAGUUCAACGCGGUGUGCGGCAGCGACGGCCAGACCUACUCCAACAAGUGCCUCCUUGAGUGCGCGCGCGCGCAGGGCAGCUCCAGGAUGGGUCAAGCCCUGAGGAUGGUGAAGAUGGGCCCCUGUUAGCCGAGCACGUUUGCCGCGCUCGUCACGACCAGUCGGUGGUACCUCACCUACUACCGACCGAGGCGCCCUUCGAAACAUAUCGACCCCAGUGACUCUCGCGCUUUGGUUCUCAAAGAGGCGCUCUUUUUCUUCAGUGAUAUAUGACCCAAGACUGAUUAGUAUGUAGCGUAUGUCGUGUUUGGCGUGAUGAUUUUGUGAUGUGAUUAAGUUAUUUUAUUU